Talpa occidentalis (Iberian mole) is the source of this 3776-nucleotide messenger RNA. Its product is annotated as zinc finger protein 585A. Gene Ontology annotation, biological process: regulation of DNA-templated transcription. Lineage: Eukaryota; Metazoa; Chordata; Mammalia; Eulipotyphla; Talpidae. The coding region runs from base 287 to 2887 and encodes 866 amino acids. The transcript has 5 exons. Gene Ontology annotation, molecular function: DNA-binding transcription factor activity, RNA polymerase II-specific; RNA polymerase II cis-regulatory region sequence-specific DNA binding. The record is from RefSeq and is a predicted model, not a curated record.
ACAGCCCGAGGGGGCGGGGCUGGCGGCUGGGCCGGAAGUGGAAAUGAUCCUCGAAACCUUUUUCGCCGCUAGUGUCUGAAGCAUCUCCACAUUUUAAUCCCGAGAGAUCUCUGAGGUUUCUUGGUGCCUCUGGAAGUCCCUUGGCCAGAUCUUCCUCCAGACUCCAGCCAGCCUCUCCCCAGCGACUGUUUGAUGUCCACUGAGCUUUAGGCUCCUGGGAAAAUAAAGGUUGAACUCCAGCUGGACUACACCAGCUAACUGGACAUCUCCCCAGAAAUCUCCAGCCAUGGCUCCAGAGGAAAAUGGUUCAUGUGAGGAAUGUACUUUACAGGAAUCAGUGUCCUUCAGGGAUGUGGCUGUAGAUUUCAGCAGAGAGGAGUGGCAGCACCUGGAUCUUGCUCAGAAAAGUUUGUACCGGGAUGUGAUGCUGGAGACCUACAGCCACCUGCUUUCAGUAGGUUACCAAGUUCCUGAACCAAAGGUUUUCAUGUUGGAGCAAGGAAAGGACCCAUGGGCAUCACAGGGUAGGAGUCCACAACAGAAUUGUGCAGAAGAAUUAUGGCAGAUUGGUGACCAGAUAGAAAACUAUCAGCAAAAAGAAAAUAAAUCUUUAAGAAAUGUUGCUUUUAUCAAGAAAGUGUUGAUCAGCAAGAGGGAUUAUGACUAUAAGGAUAUUAGAAAAAUAAAUCCCGUGAGCACAAGUAUUCCUUAUCCAAAAAGACCCCACCAGCAUGACUUAUUUGAAAAUACUUUGAAGCAAAAUUUAGAUUUAUAUAGUCAUCAUAGAAUCCAUGAUUCAAAGAAAAAUAAUAACGUUACUGACUAUGGUAAAAUUCCCCCCUCUACUAACCAUGAGUGUGCUUCAACAGAAGAAAAAUUAUGGAACUAUAAUCAAUGUGGGAAAAUUCUCAGCUAUAAACAAGCACCAUCUCAAUAUCUCAAAAGUCAUACUGGGGAGAAAGCUUACGAAUGUGCAGAAUUUGGAAAGAUCAUUUCCCAGAAGUCACAAAUCAAAGUACAUCUGAAAGUUCAUACAGGAGAAAAACUCUAUGUGUGUAUUGAUUGUGGGAAGGCUUUUGUACAAAAGUCAGAAUUCAUUACACAUCAGAGAACCCAUACUAGAGAGAAACCCUAUAAGUGCAGUGAAUGUGGAAAAGCCUUUUUCCAAGUGUCUUCUCUCUUCAGACAUCAGCGAAUUCAUACUGGAGAAAAACUCUAUGAAUGUAGUGAAUGUGGCAAAGGCUUCUCUUACAACUCAGACCUCAGUAUACACCAGAAAAUUCAUACUGGAGAGAGGCACCAUGAGUGCAGUGAUUGUGGCAAGGCAUUCACACAAAAGUCCACACUCAAGAUGCAUCAGAAAAUUCAUACAGGUGAGAGAUCCUAUAUAUGUAUUGAAUGUGGACAGGCCUUCAUCCAGAAGACACACUUGAUUGCGCACCGAAGAAUUCAUACUGGAGAAAAACCAUUUGAAUGCAAUAACUGUGGGAAAUCUUUCAUUUCUAAGUCUCAACUCCAGGUACAUCAACGAAUUCACACAAGAAUGAAACCCUUUCUAUGUGCUGAAUAUGGGAAGGUCUUCAACAACAGUUCCAAUCUCCUCACUCAUAAGAAAGUUCAAAUUAGAGAGAAAUCUUCCAUAUGUACCGAAUGCGGUAAGGCCUUUACCUAUCGUUCAGAGUUGAUUAUACAUCAGAGAAUUCACACUGGAGAAAAACCUUAUGAGUGCAGUGAUUGUGGUAAAGCCUUUACUCAGAAGUCAGCACUCACAGUGCAUCAAAGAAUUCACACAGGAGAAAAAUCAUAUGUAUGCAUGAAAUGUGGACUAGCCUUCAUCCAGAAGGCACACUUGAUUGCACAUCAGAUAAUUCACACAGGGGAGAAACCUUAUAAAUGUGGUCACUGUGGGAAAUGCUUUACUUCCAAGUCACAGCUCCAUGUGCAUAAACGAAUUCACACAGGAGAGAAACCUUAUAUGUGCGCAAAGUGUGGGAAGGCCUUCACCAACAGGUCAAAUCUCAUUACACAUCAGAAAACUCACACUGGAGAGAAGUCCUAUCUAUGUCCUAAAUGUGGAAAGGCCUUUACACAAAGGUCAGACUUGAUUACGCAUCAGAGAAUUCAUACAGGAGAGAAACCAUAUGAAUGCAACACCUGUGGAAAAGCCUUCACCCAGAAGUCACACCUAAACAUCCACCAAAAAAUUCACACAGGAGAGAGACAGUAUGAAUGUCACGAAUGUGGAAAAGCCUUCAACCAAAAAUCAAUACUCAUCGUACAUCAGAAAAUUCACACAGGAGAGAAACCCUAUGUCUGUACUGAGUGUGGAAGAGCCUUUAUCCGGAAGUCAAAUUUCAUAACUCAUCAGAGAAUUCAUACUGGAGAGAAACCUUAUGAAUGCAGUGAUUGUGGGAAAUCCUUCACCUCCAAAUCUCAGCUCCUGGUGCACCAACCAAUUCACACAGGAGAAAAACCUUACGUGUGUGCUGUUUGUGGAAAAGCUUUUAGUGGCAGGUCAAAUCUCAGUAAACACCAGAAAACUCACACUGGAGAAAAGCCCUACAUCUGUUCUGAAUGUGGGAAGACCUUCAGGCAAAAGUCAGAGUUGAUUAUACAUCACAGAAUUCACACUGGAGAGAAACCUUAUGAAUGCAGUGACUGUGGCAAGUCUUUCACUAAGAAAUCACAGCUCCAAGUGCAUCAGAGAAUCCACACAGGAGAGAAGCCUUACGUGUGUGCUGAGUGUGGGAAGGCCUUCACUGAUCGAUCAAAUUUGAAUAAACACCAGACAACGCACACUGGAGACAAACCCUACAAGUGUGUCGUCUGUGGGAAAGGCUUUGUUCAGAAAUCCGUGCUUAAUGUGCAUCAGAGUAUUCACACUUGAGACAAACAGUAUGAGAAAAGCUUAGUGAGAUCAGGUGUGAUUAUACACUAUCAAAUUCAUACAGCAGGAAAGUGGAUGAUUGUAAGGAGAAAUACAUCAAGAGACAGUCACACAGUACUGUGGAGGAGAGGACUGCGAGGGCCUGCCCUUGCCAUGUUGUCAUCAGUCUCAUGGAACCUUGAGGCAUUAGUACCCAGUAGGAAUGCUGUCCACUUACAUGAUCUAAGAACCUGCUAGUGAAAAACAAGAUAAUAUGCUAUUGCCAAAUUCUGCUUAGGAAAGAUUACAUUAAGUCAUGUUAGUGAUAGUUGUGUUUACUGUGGAAUAGGAAAAAUGCCCAGAGAGUAGAACACCAUGAUCUAUAAGAUACAAUGACAGACUCUGUCAUUUCUGUGAAAUGUUCCUUGCAGGACACGUUGUAUAACAUAGUUGCGGGCUUUAUUCUUGCGUUGAAUCUAACAUGAUGUUGGGAAUCUAGUCCCCUAUUGAUUAUUUCUGUAAAGAAAGAGCUACCACAAUAAAAAUUCUGUAUGAAGACACAAACCUCAGAGUGUCUGUUGACUCCCCAUAACUAGCACCAUGACUUAGAACCCACCCCCCAUUAGCUACCAGUGCAGUGUCUUUACCUUCAUCAAUCCUCAGCACAUUGUCUUCUGGCCCCGAUUACUUGCUUUAUGACCGCCCCCCUUGGUGCUAAACAGCACAUCUGCUGACUACCAUUAUCUCCCAGAUGUUGUCUACUGGCCUCCACCAACCCGCAGCAUGACUUAUGAACUCUCGACACCCUAGGAAAACUUCUGAGGUAAUAAUUUUCAGGUCAGCUCCAUCAGCUCUUCACCCCAGUCUCCUGCUGUCAGUUCUUCCAGUUCACUUGCCUGCCUUUCCUAAC